AUGACGCCCAGACUGUCAACAGUGCUGCUUUUCGCCCUCUUGUCUCAGUUGUUUGUGCUGCCAUCUUUAACCAACAGCAAAGGAGACGAUACAUCUGACUCGAAAAAGUACAAGUUCUUGUACUUCGCUUCAAUCGCGGGGGGAAGCCACUACGUGGUCCUGGCCAGAUCGGGUAGGGCACUGGUCCAACAGGGUCACCGUGUUGUAUCCCUUGUUGGCAGCUCCAACUCCAACAGAAGCUGGCAGAGAGACGCCGACGUCUUCUCCUUCGUGGUCUUCAACUCGACCUAUACCAAACAGAACAGGACCGACGUGCUGGACAAUAUAUCCAAAGUGAUCGUGAAGGGACAUCAUAAUCACUUCUUUGGUCCCUUUCUGUAUUCAGCGAAUCUGACGGGCAAGCUGAAUUUUCUAGAUAUGUGGCUUCAGAGUGCGACGACCUUUUGGGAGAUUUAACCGCCAUGAAGCGACUGCGCAAGGAGAAAUUUGACAUGCUUGUCGUAGACGACAUGAUACCAUGCGGACCACUGUUGGCCCAGGCUUUAGAUAUCCCAUUCGUUCAUAGCUCCGUCUUUUUCGUCAUUCCGUCUAAACACGGG
Patiria miniata (bat star) is the source of this 599-nucleotide messenger RNA. RefSeq lists its product as uncharacterized. The transcript has a single exon. NCBI's taxonomy places the organism in Eukaryota, Metazoa, Echinodermata, Asteroidea, Valvatida, Asterinidae. The coding region runs from base 1 to 456 and encodes 151 amino acids. The record is from RefSeq and is a predicted model, not a curated record.